Neltuma alba is the source of this 1200-nucleotide messenger RNA. RefSeq names its product cytochrome P450 71D9-like. NCBI's taxonomy places the organism in Eukaryota, Viridiplantae, Streptophyta, Magnoliopsida, Fabales, Fabaceae. The transcript is spliced from 3 exons. Gene Ontology annotation, molecular function: monooxygenase activity; heme binding; iron ion binding. The record is from RefSeq and is a predicted model, not a curated record. The coding region runs from base 1 to 1200 and encodes 399 amino acids.
AUGGAUCUGGACUCGUUCUUCAGUUCAGUCAACGUCGCCGCCGUCUUCCUAAUUACGGCAAUAUCACUGCUUUUUCUCAAGAUAGUACUGAAAGCCACCUGGAGAUCAUGUUCGCAGAAGCUUCCGCCUGGGCCAUGGAGGCUUCCUGUGAUUGGGAGUGUCCACCAUCUGGCCGGCGCUCUGCCGCACCAUCGGUUCAGAGAGCUGUCGAGGAAAUACGGGGCGGUGAUGUGGCUUCAGCUGGGGGAAACGCCGACGGUUGUGGUGUCGUCGGCGGAAGCGGCGAAAGAGGUGCUGAGAACUCAUGAUGUGAUAUUUGCUCAGAGGCCUCAUCUUCCCGCCGCCGAUGUUGUGCUCUAUGGCUCCACCAACAUCACUUUCUCUCCUGUCGGAGACCACUGGAAGCUUCUCAGAAAAAUUUGCUCUCUAGAGAUGGUAAAUGCCAAGCGAGUAAGAUCAUUCCAACCACUAAGAGAGAAAGAAGUGUCAAGUCUGGUGACACAAUUAUCAGAACAAGCAAGAUCUUCAUCACUGGUGAAUCCCAGUGAGAAAAUCUACACCACCAUCUUUGAUAUCACUUCAAAGGACAUGAUUCUGGGAGGGACUGAGACGUCAUCCACGAUAAUAGAAUGGGCAAUGGCUGAACUACUGAGAAACCCUGGAUUGAUGAAGAAGACACAAGCAGAAAUCAGACGAGUAGUUUCCGACAACAAAGGAUGUAUCGACGAGACAACUCUUGAGAAUCUAAGGUAUCUUAAAGCAGUGAUCAAGGAAACUCUGAGACUGCAUCCUCCAGCUCCAUUUCUGAUCCCAAGAGAGUGCACACAGACUUGUGAGAUCAAUGGGUACACAAUACCAGUUGGAACACAAGUUCUUGUGAACGUUUGGGCCAUUGGGAGAGACCCUGAUUAUUGGAGCUUAGCAGAAGAGUUUUUGCCGGAUAGAUUCUUGAACCUUGCUAUAGAUUACAAAGGUUUCAACUUUGAGUACUUACCAUUUGGUUCUGGGAAGAGGAUAUGUCCUGGGAUGUUAUUUGGUGUGGCCAGUGUGGAGAUAGUUCUUGCUCACUUGCUUUGUCGUUUUGACUGGGAGCUUCCUUCUGGGACUAUUCCAGAAACCCUAGAUAUGACUGAAACUUUAGGCACCACCAUGAGAAGGAAAAAUCACCUGAUUUUAAUCCCCAAACGUUAUUAUAGUUAA